AUGCUCUCGCCAUCAUCUCAUGAAGCAUCUGCUUCCCGCAUGACAUCCGAGCCCAAUUAUUCCUCCUACCGUCCCGCCAUCACGAACAUGGCCACAGCAAUGGACACAGACGUGGACACCAAGAUUUCUUUCCCCUCACAGACCAAGAUCAAUCCAGGAACUGAAGACGACGACCCCUUCGCCCCCCUCCUCUCCCUAGAACAAGACUACUACACCGAAGGCUACUCCCUCGGCCUCAACGACGGAAUCCGUUCCGGCCGAAUCGAGGGUCGGAUUUUUGGUCUAGAGAAGGGCUUUGACAAAUUCGUUCAGAUGGGUCGACUUGCCGGUCGAGCCGCCGUUUGGGACGCAAGAUUAUCCGCCCUAUCUCCUCCUGCUGCGACUACGGCUGUUACGGCCAAGACUGGAGCUGGUGGCGUUGUGAAGGUUGGUGGUGGGAAGGAGGACGUGGGGCUUGUGGCUCCUGCUCAGAACGACUCUUACGACUCUCCCGCUCCACGCAGCACCGACAUCGAUGAAGUCGAUGUUAUGCUCCCUCCGCUCUCCGGCUCAGAGAGGUUGAGACGGCACGUAGAUCGCCUCCUCGAACUCACGGACCCGGAGAGUCUCGAAACGAAGAACACGGAGGAUACGGUGAAUGAAUGCGAUGAGCGAUUAGCGGGUGCCAAGGCCAGAUUCACCCUCAUCUCACGUAUCGUUGGCGAAGGCGAUGUCGAGGGGGUUGGGGUGGAGAUUGCCGGGGUGGAGAGUACGGGUGGUGGCAAUGGUGCUCGAACGGGAGCUGCAAGGGAGCAGAGUCUUGAGGACGAGAGUAAGGAGGGGGCGGAAGUCGAGAUCACGGCACCACGGAAAGGGAAAAGUAGGGGUAAUGGGAAGGGCGGUGUGGCGCGUGUUGGAGAGGGGAAGGGAAAGGGUGAGAUGGAGGAUUUCGGCGGCCUGCCCAUGACCAAGCAAGCUGGAAGGGGAACGUGA
Messenger RNA from Recurvomyces mirabilis, 972 nucleotides. RefSeq lists its product as uncharacterized. Lineage: Eukaryota; Fungi; Ascomycota; Dothideomycetes; Mycosphaerellales; Teratosphaeriaceae. The record is from RefSeq and is a predicted model, not a curated record. The transcript has 2 exons. The coding region runs from base 1 to 972 and encodes 323 amino acids.